Molecule: messenger RNA, 954 nt
Organism: Protobothrops mucrosquamatus (brown spotted pit viper)
Lineage: Eukaryota; Metazoa; Chordata; Lepidosauria; Squamata; Viperidae
Product: olfactory receptor 11G2-like
Exons: 1
Coding region: 1-954 (317 amino acids)
Biological process (GO): G protein-coupled receptor signaling pathway
Cellular component (GO): membrane
Molecular function (GO): olfactory receptor activity; G protein-coupled receptor activity
Source: RefSeq, a predicted model, not a curated record
AUGGAUUCAACCAACAAGACUUCAGUUGAGGAAUUUGUUUUAUUAGGUUUUGGAAUUGAACAGCACAAGCGUUUGCUGCUCCUCGUCUUUUUCACUUUUCUCUAUGUGCUCACUUUGGUUGAGAACGUCACCAUUAUUAUCUUGGUGUUUUUGGACACCCACCUUGGGCGGCUUCCUAUGUACAUCCUGCUGAGCAACUUCUCCUGGUUGGAAAUGUGCUACGUGUCCUCCACAGUUCCUCGCAUGAUCUUUGAUUUAGCAGUUCCUGGCGGCAUCAUUUCUCUCAAAGAAUGUUUAAUCCAGUUCUACAUCUUUUUCAUCCUUGGGGGCACGGAGUGUUUUUUCCUUUCAAUUAUGGCCUUAGAUCGGUACGUGGCCAUCUGCCACCCAUUGCACUACCCACAAAUUAUGUCUCAAAAUGUCUGCUACAUUCUGGUGGCUCUUUGUUGGAUCCUUGGCUUCCUGUGGUAUCUUGUUCCAGCAACGUUGAUCGCUAAGUUGUCCUUUUGUGGCGCCAAUGUCAUUGACCACUUUUUGUGUGAUGCUGGUCCAAUCCUAUCCUUGGCUUGCCCUCCGCUUGGAAUGGUUCCCACUUGGAGUCAGAUUUGUCUCAAUGGUCUGCUCCUAGGUAAUAUGACAUUUGUUAUUUUGUCCUACGGCACUGUGAUUUUCACUCUAAUGAAGAUGUCCAACAAAGGCAGUCGUAGGAAAGGCUUUUCUACCAUCUCUUUCCAUCUAAUUGUGGUCUCACUUUUCUAUGGUUCAGUGACAGCAAUGUACUUGUUACCAGGUGGAGAAAGCCAGUUAGGUAUCACUAAGGCAGUGACUCUCUUCUAUACCACUUUUACACCUUUUCUCAACCCCUUGAUCUACUGUCUGAGGAACAAUCAAUUUAAAGAAGCACUGAAUACAUUACUAAGGAGAAAGGUGAGACUCAUAUGGAGCAAGGGAUAG